AUGUCCUCGAAACUCGACAGGGAAAUCGACAUGCUACUUUCCCCCAACCUAUCCACGAGCAGCAGGAGCACAAAAUCUCAGAACAGACGUCGAAGAACAGGCUCUACUACACCAGCAAAGGCAAAGCGCAGGAGAUUUCGGAUCGAGAAGUUGGGAUGGAGAUACCUGAAGGACUCCCAUCGCGACUGCAUCGAUGAUGCAGAAAAGGGCGCUGCUGCCCUUAACAAUCUCUCAGCGGCUGCCCGGGAACACAUGCGCAACCUACAGCAUGUGCUGACAAUCGUUACUAGGAAGUACCCCAACCUGGACAGCUGUGUCUCCUCAAUCAUGGACAGCCAAGAGGAGUUGUUCAACCAGAUGACCGAGUGCAAGAGGCAUCUAUCAGCCGUCCGCACGGGGCUCGAGGUUGCCAGGAGCUUGGUCGAGGUUCUGGACCCUGCGGAGGAAGUCGAUGUGGAAGGGGAUGAGUAG
Molecule: messenger RNA, 471 nt
Organism: Coprinopsis cinerea okayama7#130
Lineage: Eukaryota; Fungi; Basidiomycota; Agaricomycetes; Agaricales; Psathyrellaceae
Exons: 2
Coding region: 1-471 (156 amino acids)
Source: RefSeq, a predicted model, not a curated record